Molecule: messenger RNA, 1056 nt
Organism: Microdochium trichocladiopsis
Lineage: Eukaryota; Fungi; Ascomycota; Sordariomycetes; Xylariales; Microdochiaceae
Product: shikimate kinase-domain-containing protein
Exons: 1
Coding region: 1-1056 (351 amino acids)
Biological process (GO): chorismate biosynthetic process
Molecular function (GO): 3-phosphoshikimate 1-carboxyvinyltransferase activity
Source: RefSeq, a predicted model, not a curated record
AUGCCGUGCGAAGAACAAACACGCUGUCUGAGGUUGCGGGACUCUCGGGUGGGUGAGAAUCAAUCCACGCGGCAGCUACCGCUGCUUCGCAAGCGACCCGAUUGCUCCCUGUCAAUCUUUGUCAUUGGCAUGCGGGGAGCGGGCAAAACCACUACUGGCCGCUUGAUCGCCUCUGUCCUGUCCCGGGUGUUUCUGGAUCUCGAUCACGACCUCGCAGCUCGGAACGGGAUAGCCUGCAGUGAGAUUGUCCGCCUGCGUGGUUGGGAGGCGUUCCGGCAGGAGGAACUUGGGGUUCUUUCCGAGUCAAUGCAGACUCGUAGGACCGGCUUCGUGAUCUCGUGCGGCGGCGGUAUUGUCGAGACCCCUGAGGCACGCCAGCUGCUGAGGCAGUGGCCCGGCUUGGUAGUGCAGGUGAGUCGCGACACGGAAGCCGUAGUUGACUAUCUCACUGUGGACAAGACGCGGCACGCGUACACGGAGCAGAUUCAACAGGUGUACGAGCGGAGAAAGCCCUUCUUGGAAGAACUUUCGGAUGCAUUAUACCUCAGUACGCAGAAGCAGCUGGAGGGCAGAGCCCGUGCUGCACCGCCACAGGACUUGCUCUGCUUCCUCGAUCGUCUGUAUGGACCAGACUGUGAGGACAGGGCGGAGCAGCUGCUAUCAAAGAGCCAGCUGCAGGUGCGCGAUGUGUCAGCAGCGUGUCAACAACAAUCCACGCAAGACGACCCGAGACAGAACGGUGCAGGUGUCACCAUUGACCUCGCCGACAAUUGCGAUGCUCUAUAUCUUCGGGCCACUCAAGACGAGUGUGCAGACCUGGACAGUCUCGCUGUGCGAAUCGCGCGACUGCGGUGCAACACCUUGUUACCUUUGGUGUUGUCUUUAGAGAUUACGAGAAGCCCGCUGCCAGACUUGGUUCUGAAACAAGUCUGUCGCCUUGCUGACAGAAUGAGGGUGGAAGCUGUCGCACUGCCCUCCAGCAUAGAGGAGCACUACGAGAACGUGUUGCAGAGCAUCUGUUACUUCACGCGACUCGUGUUCCUGCAGGAUGAAUGA